Colletes gigas is the source of this 4811-nucleotide messenger RNA. RefSeq names its product calsyntenin-1 (gene Cals). The record is from RefSeq and is a predicted model, not a curated record. Gene Ontology annotation, molecular function: calcium ion binding; amyloid-beta binding; kinesin binding. The transcript has 4 exons. Gene Ontology annotation, cellular component: cell surface; postsynaptic membrane. Lineage: Eukaryota; Metazoa; Arthropoda; Insecta; Hymenoptera; Colletidae. Bases 261 to 3113 code for a protein of 950 amino acids. Gene Ontology annotation, biological process: homophilic cell-cell adhesion; positive regulation of synaptic transmission; positive regulation of synapse assembly.
AUCGCGUUGGAAAUUCUCGAAUUUAUCUGUAUUUGUUUUCGGUUUCCAAGCGGCCCGGAAUUAACGCGCCGCCUGGCGGCGAGAAUCGCUAUUAGUUUUUCAGGCGAAUCGAUAUUCUGCUCAAAUAUUGACUUCGCGAUUGUGAGUGGUGUCGCAAGCGAGUCCGUACAGUAGACGGCGAUGCUCUUUUAAAAAGCGAGUUCUAGCGAGUGAUAACGUCGAGUGUUUGGCCAGAGGACCGAUUAAUAGGAGUAUCUUGGAUGCGAGGAACAAGGAAGAUGCUGGCGGCCAGUGCUGUGUUUUUCGGAUUGACCCUCGGUCUCUCCCACGCGAACAUCCCAGCCCUCGAGUCGACACCGAGUUCCUUCAACAAUCAUGGAGUUCCACGACUGGAUUUGGAUAGUCUUGAAAGUGGAUAUCACGGUCUAGUGAAAGAAAAUGAAACUCUGGUGGAGGUGACGCCACAGAUACGAGCUUUGGGUGCCAAAGUCUGUUCUUUUCGUAUUGCAAAUAAACAUCAUGGUGAAGCACCAUUCGAGAUCGUUUUGAAAGAGAAAGGAAUGGCGGAGUUGAGAGCUCUGCGUGUUCUGAACUGCGAAAAACGGCGCAACUACAAGUUCGAUGUUCAAGCGAUUGGCUGCAAUGGAGCACUGUCGGAAAAUGCUACGGUGCACAUAACCGUGGUGGAUGUGAACGAGUACGCGCCCCAAUUUCUCCAACCGGCCUACGUCAGCACGGUGGACGAAGGUCGUCUGUACGAGGAAGUAGUCCGCGUGGAAGCAUCAGACAGAGACUGUACGCCAAAAUUCGGUGAUGUAUGCAAAUAUGAGAUCCUGACGGCCGAUCAGCCGUUCAUCAUCGACAACGAGGGAGCCAUACGAAACACAGAACCAUUGGACUACGAACGUUCCCACAAUUACAUACUGAGCGUCGUAGCGUACGAUUGCGGCAUGAAACAGUCUGCUCCGGCGAUGGUAACCGUAAAGGUGAACCGCGUGUGCGCGCCUGGUUGGAGGGGAAUCCCGGAAAGAGUGGACUACGCGGCUGGCGUGGGUUCCCAGCCGUUGCUUCCUUCAGCGAAAUUGGAUCUUUGCGAUGCUCCCUGCAUUUUGCGUAACGUCAGAGCCACCUUGACACUCGCCACGGACCACAUAGGCAAAGGUUGUGACCGCGACACGUACGGCGUGCGAAGCCAACGCAAAUUGUGCGGUGCUUCCCGCGACAGCGUCGAUUUGUUACCGACUCCCGGGCCUACAACCUUCUGGACAGCGUCUUUGUCCCGUGACGAGGGCAGAGAAGCUGACGAGAUCUUCGAAUUCGACGGCGUAGACUCCGCCGCCAUUAUACCUAGCGACGUACUCGAGCAUACUCUGGCGCAGAAGUUCACUAUUGGAGUUUGGGUGAAACACCGACCGCGUCCCAGACAGGACCCGCACGUUAAAGAACACAUUUUAUGCGCUGCCGACGAUCAUAAAAUGAAUAGACACCAUUACGCCCUGUUCAUUAGGAACUGCAGGCUGAUUUUACUGCUCAGACGCGACUUCUCGGAGGGUGACCCGAACAUAUUUCGUCCCGCGGAGUGGCGUUGGAAACUCGUUCAAGCUUGUGACGACAAAUGGCACCACUACGCCGUCCAAGUGGACUUUCCACGCGUGACGCUGUUAGUCGACGGAGAGGAAUGGCGCACGGACGAGAAGAACCCAGAAGUGAUAGACGAUUGGCCUCUGCACCCUGCCAAAGGCGUGAACACGACUCUGGUGAUCGGUGCCUGCUGGCAGGGUUCCGAUAACAAAACGAAACACCAUUUCCGGGGCUAUUUAGCUGGUCUCUCGGUCCUGGUUGGUCGAAACGAGAAACCGGACGUUCUGUCUUGUUUGCGUCGUUGCCAGGAAGGGAUCCGCGUGCCGUCGAUGGACCUUCUGCAACCAGGAACUCAGCUUCUUACCAAUUCCGACCUAACGGAAGUACGAAUCGACGGGGAUAAUCGUACCAACGUGGAGACGCUCCUCCGUCGUAUCGGGUACUCGAACUCGAGGCGGUUCCCCACGCCUGGCAGACGCAACUUCCGGCUGGAAACCACGAUCGUCUGCGAGGGUAGCGAGAAUAAUCCGCUUCCAGUGCCUACGGUCCAGUCCUACGUGACCGUUCUGCCUCCACCGCGACCGGGAAUAACCGUAAAUGGCACCGGAUACGUGGCCAGGGAGUACGCAGAUUUUCGUCUGGGCGUUCGGGUGUUCCCCGACGCACGCGUCACGGCCGGCUCCGCCGCCAGACUCGAUGCGUGCGCAGUGAGCGUCUACCCGAGCCUGAACCCCGAUCACGAGAGCCUGGGUCUGCCCGGUGACGCUCUGCGCAGAAUCCAUUCGAUCGCUGCACGUGUCGAUCGCGACGGCGUGGUCCUAUCCGGCGCGGACACACCCUACAACUACCAGCAGCUGAUUCGUCUGAUCAUGUACACCAAUCGCAAGCCGGCUUACUACCUGGACCGAGUGUUCAAACUGACCUGCUCGGAGCUCAGUGGCCGAUUCGCCAGCAACGAAUACGUUCAAACGCUCGCGGUUAUACAUCCUAAAGAGAAAACUACUUCUCUGCCGCAUUCGACCCCCGACGAGCCACCGGUAGCCAGAAUUCUAGACCCGAUACCAGGCCACGCUCAAUUGUCCCCCCACCACGUGGAUUUGCUCGCGGAAUAUUCGACGUCGGUUCUGAGGGAAAGUAAAAACAUCGAUGGUGCGGGAGGCAGCCACGCCGUGACUAUCGUGGCCGCUGCCUGCAUCUGUUUUCUGCUUCUAAUGGCCACCGUCGGGGCAGCCAGAGUCAGGGGCGCCGCGAAACGUCGGAGAUCGGCCGGGGAUGAAUUGGCUGCCGAGACGGAAAUGGCUUGGGACGAUUCCGCUCUGGCCAUUAUCGUCAAUCCGAUGGAAAGGCUCACGGAGUACGAUUCCCAGCAUCCUAACCAGAGAGAUGAGGACGUCGACGAUUCCGGAAGCUCGGAUUCCGAGGACGACGAUCUGGACAGCUCCGAUUAUGAAAACACUCCCGAGCGGAUGAACAAUCGGCAUCGUCACCACAACUCGCCCCACGACCUCGAGUGGGACCAUCGUGACGUUUAAAUUACUAUUCCUUUGCGCUCUCAUCCCCCCACCCCCCUUUUCUUCGUGCCGGCAAUUCAGCGGGGUACUAACUCAUUGCUUUACCACUUCCCCCCAUUUCCGUUUGGGUUUCGCCGAAGAUAAUUGCGUGUUUCUUUUUUUUCUUUUCUUUCUGUGCAAAUGAAAGAAUUUCUUCGUGGAAAACAAGAACUUCAUAUACUCAGCGGAGCGAAGAUUUUGAUCGUUUCAAGCCAAAUUUACAGUUUUAAAAACGAAACUUGGAACUGUAUGAGUUUGAUUCCACUGAUCGAUACGGUUUUUCAAUCUCUAAAAAUUAUUGAGCUGCUUAUGCUCUAAGCUCAAUGGUUCAAGAAUUAUUUGGUAAGCUACUUUGAUGCAUUUAAUGCAUCUAUGCAUCUACAAAAUUUACGGCAUAAGUAUCUCCAUACCUUUUCUUAGAGAUUAAACAAUUGCACUGAAUAGCCUGAUCAAAAUUAUGCAGUUUAAAAAAAGAAUACAGUUGAAUUGUUUUAACGCAUCGAUGCGUAAAAAUGAGUGAAACGAAGUUUUUUUUUUGUGCAUCGUUUGACGGUGUUUCAUUUUGCCUUAUGAUAUUUCUUCUUAUUCCUGAUCGUUCUAAAAGUAUACGUUUUCCCAAUUACGUGAAACACCGUGUAUACAUAUUUUCGUUUGUAGUUUUCUUAACGGAAUCAUGUACGUUUUUAUUUUUUUUUUUAAAUAAGCUUGCAAUUGAACUUAUUGGGAUAAACGGUUUUCCUUUAAAACGAAGUUAGUUAAAUGGUACAAAUAGAAAAAAAAACGCAAUUACUCUUAGGUCAAUCUAACCUCGUUUCUCGUUCGUUGGUAUUGUUCGGGUCUUGAUUGGAGUAUUUGAUUUCAGGCAACCGAUUCACCACCAUUACGAAAGGUUCGUGUUGUAUCCGUCCCCAAAUACAUGAAAUUGGAACCGUGAAAACGUUAACGCACCAAUUAGUUAGUACUCUUCUAAAAAGACCAGCAAAAUUUGUAAGAGUGCGGGACGCUUUAUCGAAUAGUUUAAAACGCGUAAAAGGAUUCAUUUUUUUUACCGUCGAUCUUCUCGGUAAAUAUUGGUAAACAAUUAAUUUAUAUUCACUCAUUAGUACUAAUUAUUAUUAUUAUUAAUAAUAUUACUACUCUUGUUUUCAUUAUUAUUAGUAGUAGUAGGACAGGGGAACUUUUUUUCUUUUUAUACUCUUAAUUAUCUUUUCCGCCAUUUAUUUCUAUUCUACCGUUAGUAUUACAAAUUCUAACGCUGACUCUAUAUACAUAUAUAUAUAUAUAUAUAUAUUGUCAAUCAGGAUUUUUCGUUUAUACGGUAGGACGGCCCGAUAGAUCGUGAUCUGACGGUUUUUCAAGACGUAUUCUUCCUUCUAUAAAUAUAAAAUGAAUUCUUAAGUCUACGUUUGAUCUCAUAAAUAUAUCUUUUGCGUAUUCAAGGAAAACGAUUUUUCUAAAAGAAGAAAUUAUCACUUUAUCGAGUAAUUAUGCAAAUUAGGAGAUUCACCGCCCUCUCGAGUGGUACUAUAAGCAAAACAGUUCGAAAUUUGGAGAAAUGUAAGUGUAGGUUAGGUUCCCUAUAUUUUUUAUUUUAUACUCGACGAACAAAAGAAAAUCUUUAUUUCAAGUUUAAAGCGUUGUAGUUUUAGGAAUUUUUCAAUAAGAAAAAAAGAAUAUAGA